CAUAUAUUGUACGUAUUAAGCAUCAGUAAUGUGCAUACUUGGAAGAGAUUACGUGUUUUUAAUCAAAAACAUUGAUUUACGUCUUUAUGUCUCGGGAAGAAACAUAGGAGGGGGUUCAAUUAAGUAACAGCAAUAUGUCAGUCAAAACUUGCAUAAAAUAGCCUGCAACAUAAAACCAUUUCUAACGAAAGAACAAUUAAAACGUGAAGACUUCAGUGGGAAAUUCUAGCAGCCUACUUUAAGUGAUUUAUUUUAAGAAACACUCAAAUCUCUUUUUUUUAUUUAAGACGGAAAAAUGAUUGAGGUUCGAGGUCUUUGCUUUUCUUGUCUUCGAUGACGCCUGCACUUAGUUACAAUAUCGUUAUUAUUACGAUAACUGUAGCAGCUCAUAGUUCGCAACUUGAUCACCGUGUAACCCGUCAUAGUACUACUAUGUUACAUUUAGUAGGUGUUUAUACGAGUUUUUGAUCUCGCUUUUUUGCUGUCAUUAAUGUAACAAUUUGUUGUCCGUAAUAAUUAGCCGGUUUUGUUCAUUCGCAUCGAUCUCUUAAUAUGUGUAAUGCAUUUUUCUAUGUUGAUAAAAUGCAAACUCGUAGAGAUGAACACGUCGGGUUUUUUUGUUACAAUUUCACUAGACCGUAACUCAAAUGAAACGUCCAAGUUAAUUACGCGACGGCCCACGUGGUUUUGUUGCCAACAUUUUCUUAUAACUAGACAUGUAACCUUGAUUAAUUAUGUGGUUAUUGACUCAAGUUGACAAAUUAUUUCAGUCUUGGUGUUACUUGGUUUAAAUUUAACAGGUUUAAUGCAGUUCUGUGCUCACAAGACCCCAGCCCCCUCUCCAGUGAAAGUAACGCGUCAAUCUAUACGUAGCACGUCACAGUUAGGGGGGUGGGCCGAACACACGGAGAAGGGAGAGCAAAGCCGGUGGCAGACCAGCAAAGCACCGAGGUUGUGGAAGAUGGCAGUAAACGUUCGCUUGACCUCAGACUCUACUGAUAAAUACAACCGUUAUGAGUUACUGGCAUGGAUGAAUGAGUCUCUACAAACAGAGUUUUCAAAGGUUGAGCAGCUUUGUUCAGGUGCGGCGUUCUGCCAGUUGAUGGACUUGCUUUUCCCUGGUUCUGUGUGUUUGAAGAAGGUGAAGUUUCAGGCCCGAGAAGAUAUUGAGUUCUUCCAUAAUUACAAACUGUUAAACGCAAGCUUUCUGAAAUUGGGUGUAACCAAGACUGUACCUGUGGACGAAUUGGUAAAAGGAACAUUUCAGGAGAACUUCAGUUUUACAAAGUGGUUCAAGAAAUUCUUUGAUGCCAACUACGAGGGUCAUGCUUACGAUGCUUUAGCUGCUCGCGAAGGGCAGGAGAUUCUCCCCGUGCAAACGAACGCCUCAUCUUUUAGAUGUAGGCAGUUGAAGAACAAAGAAUAUGCACAGGUAAAAGUGAAAUGUGAAGACUCAGAUCCUGAAGAUGAAUCGUUUAACAAGAAAAGGAAACAUCGAAAUUCGUACAAUCACUUCUGGCAAGAAUGUUUUGACUGGGUUAGCCCGGGUAGUCUAGGUGAAAUGUAUGCUUAUUGUGACAUCUGCGAAAUCAAUUUAAAUAUAAACCACGGUGGCAAGAAUGACUUAAAGCGACACGGUGAAUCAAAGAAACAUCGGAAAAAUGCCCAGAAAAAAAAAACAUGGAAAGUUCAAAAGACUAACAGCAACUUGGAGCGAAGUUUGCUUGACUCCUUUCCCUGUGGCUAUGGCACUUUGAAAUUCAUUGAGAAAUACUGCAGGGAUCUGGAAGUUAUUCAGAACAUGUGCAACGGUGGAAAGGUUUCACGCAUCAUGGCGCGCUAUGUGAUGGGACUGAAAUAUCCAAAGGAUAUAACUGACAUGUGUUGUCAAACUCCAUAUUGUAUUUAUUUAUACCAGAAUGUAGAUUUGGGAGAUGCGGAGAGAGGUAAUGUCAUAUUGGUGGGUUUUUUCAGUGAAACAGUUGGGAAAAGUGUGAUUCGAUUUUUUGACGUUACACAAUGCACAGCAGAGAGUGUACAGACAGCUUUUGACUGCUUUGUAGAGACACUUAAGAAAUUUGAUAUCCCAAUUCACAAUCUUGCUGCUUUCUAUUCAGAGGGUGGAGCUUCUGAUGAUGAUGAUGAUGAUGAUAACUUUCUUUCCAGGCUAAAAGAAGUAAGCCCUAAUGUUGUUAAUAUGGGAAGCCUUUGCCAUAUGGUAGACUGUGUCAGCAAAUCUGGAGUUGCAGCAAUGUCCACUCUUGUGGAUGAACUUGUGUUGGAUAUUCGUAAUCAUUUCUUAUCCUCUUCCAAAACCAACCAGAAAUUGAAGGAGCUUUUUGUGAAUGUGGAACCUUUCGAUUCAGCCCGACCUGCAUCGGCACAGUGCCUUGUGCUCAGCGAAAUCAUCAAGAAGAUGCUGGCGGCAUGGCCUGAUCUCAUUAAGUACUUUCAGUCUCGCACCCUCAAGGGUGACAAAAUCCGGGUAAUCUGCGAAAGGCUGGAAAGCCACAAGGUCAGGGUGACGUUCUUGUUUUUGAAACACGCACUGGAACCUCUGUGUGCCUUCAGCCUCAAGCUGCAGAACCAGGAAAGCCUUCUCCCGCUGCUGCUGAAGGACCUGAGCGGAACGCUGCGGGCAUAUGCUGGUAGGCUGCUGCUCCCCGAGGCAACGGUUAAACUGCUGAAGAGUCAGGAUCUCAAACUCCUGGGCAAGGCAGAGAAUGUACUGCCACACAGUGAGCUAUGCGUCGGACCAGAAGCUGAGAAGUACCUGACGGAACACGAGGAUGACCUUGGAGCUGCCGACAAAGCCGUGUUCUUUAAAGACGCUGCAUUGUUCUAUUCUGCUGUGAUAAUGCAGAUGCUUCAGAGACUCCCAUUGAAUGAUAGCUCCCUGAGAAAUAUCUCCACUCUGUUGAAUCCUGCCUGCAAAUUGAAAAUCACUGGGAAAAUGGUUGUGGACCUUGCUUCCCAGCUUGGAGUUUGUAGCAACUCAGAAGAAACUAGCCAACUCAAUGAUGAGUUUCUAGAAUAUCAGCUGUCAGAAAGUGAUACAGGUGCCAGUCUGUCCUGUUUGUCAAUGCAGCAGUACUGGAGUAAUGUUUUAAAAUCGUCUUUCUCUGGCUCUGGAGGACAGCUGUCAGUUUUCCAAAGACUGAUGCUGACUUUGUUGUGCCUACCACACCCUGCUUUAAAAGCAGAGAUAGCCUUCAGUAAGGCAGUUGAGAACGGAGACGCGUCGCUCAUUGAUGACAGCUUGUCUCACAGUGAGUGGGAAGACACCACAGACCUGGACCUCACUAACGGGACUGAAGACAGUUUCCAAUCCGCUGAAGAGCCUUCCUCACCACCGCGCCCCAAACAGAACGCGGAGACCAGCUCCACAGAUAUGGUUGAACUUUGCCGGAUGAAGCCCUGUGUUGUGCUGGUGGAAAAGAGGAUAAACUAUACAGAAAAUGUCAUUAUCCAGUCUAACCAAAAAACAGCAAAAAGCAGCUCUGAUGUGGGAGAUGAGAGUUUUUGGGAUAACUCUUUUAAAGAGGGGGUGCCCAGGGGAAUAUAUGGGUGGGAUUCAAGUCUCCGACAGAAACCCCCUGCUCGCAAAAUAUAUCAGGCAGGUGCGAAUUCCUGGGAAAAACCAAAGACUGACAACUGCAGUCCAAGCACAAAAACGAAUUUAAGCACACCUCUGGAGAAAAAGAGUAAGACGGCUAUCUGCACCUCUACGCCAAGAAAGGCAGCCAAGAAGUCAUUUCCAUACACGGACGGGAGAGGGUUCAGAGUUGGCGAGCUCGUGUGGGGGAAGGUGAAGGGCUUCUCCUGGUGGCCAGGCCUUGUGGCUGGCUGGCCGCACAAGCAGGCUCCUGCCUCCAUGAGGAGGGUUGAGUGGUUCGGAGAUGGCAUGUAUUCAGAGAUUUACACAGAGAUGUUGCUCCCCUUUGCAGCUUUCUCAGAGUGUUUUUCUAACACUUCCUACGCCGAUCUGCCCGCUUAUAAGGAUGCGAUCUUCCAGUCGCUUGAGAUAGCCGGUGAGAGAUCUGGGAAGACAUUUCCACCGUGUAAGAAGGACGAGCAGCAAAAACUCAUGCUGGAGUGGGCAUUAAAAGGGUUUCAACCAGGAGGAGCCGAGGGCCUGAAACCACCUGAAAUUACAGAACCAGCAGUAGUCCUAAAAGAAGACCCUAUGGAGAUCCCUAUUCAAGAUUAUCAGCCCCCUGUGAAGAAGCAUAAAUACUACAGUAAAAACAAAGGCGCAGCUGAGCAGGACUACACCAGAGAACAAAUGGUCCAAGAAGUUUUGCAAAAAGGAAAAAAUUUAGAAGAUUUCUGUCUGUCUUGUGGAACCGUGAGAAUCGAGAUAUUUCAUCCCCUGUUUGAAGGAAGCCUGUGUCUAAAGUGCAAGGAUAAUUUCUGUGAAACAUUAUACCGUUACGAUGAGGAUGGGUACCAGUCAUACUGUACAGUGUGUUGUGCUGGUCAAGAGGUCAUUCUUUGUGGAAAUUCCAGUUGCUGUCGGUGCUACUGCAUUGAUUGCCUGGAGUUCUUGGUGGGUCCGGGGACGUUUGAGAAAGUGAAGGAGGUAGAGCCCUGGCAUUGCUACCUGUGUCUGCCUUCUAAGCGCUACGGACUCCUGAAGCAAAGACCCAACUGGAGCGUUAAAGUUCAGGAGUUCUUUGUGAAUACGAGCGCCAUGGAAUUUGAACCCCACAGAGUGUACCCAUCAAUCCCCGCAGAUCAGCGUCGACCCAUUAAAGUCUUGUCUCUCUUUGACGGCAUUGCCACAGGAUAUUUAGUCUUAAAGGAUCUGGGCUUCAAGGUAGACCGGUACAUUGCAUCUGAAAUCUGUGAAGACUCUAUCGCAGUUGGCCUUAUCAAACAUGAAGGAAAAAUUGAACAUGUGGAUGAUGUCCGAAGCAUUACGAAAAAACAUAUAGCGGAGUGGGGUCCCUUUGACCUGCUGAUUGGGGGAAGCCCCUGUAAUGACCUCUCAAUUGUCAAUCCAGCAAGGAAAGGUCUAUUUGAGGGCACAGGAAGACUGUUCUUUGAAUAUUAUCGUUUGCUGAACAUGCUUAAACCGAAGGAAGGAGACUCCCGACCUUUCUUCUGGCUGUUUGAGAACGUGGUGGCCAUGGGUGUCCGGGACAAACAGGAUAUUUGUCGCUUCCUGGAGUGCAACCCCGUGUUGAUCGAUGCAGUCAAAGUGAGUCCAGCACAUAGAGCACGAAACUUCUGGGGUAACAUACCAGGAAUGAACAGGCCACUUGCUAUUUCUUUGAAUGAUAAAGUUGAACUACAAGCCUGCCUAGAACAUGGCAGAAUAGCAAAGUUUAAAAAAGUCCGUACUAUCACAACACGUCCAAACUCCAUUAAGCAGGGCAAACAAGAGAUGCUUCCUGUUGUCAUGAACGGAAAAGAGGAUAACCUGUGGUGUACAGAGCUGGAAAGGAUCUUCGGCUUUCCCAAGCAUUACACAGAUGUAUACAACAUGGGACGCGGGGCUCGUCAGAAGGUCCUUGGAAGGUCGUGGAGUGUCCCUGUGAUCCGCCACUUGUUCGCACCUCUCAAAGACUACUUUGCCUGUGAAUAGCAACAACAAUGCAAAUAACAAGACCUCGCACUUCAAGACAACACUUUUAGGUUCCAGCAAGGAGAAACCAACCACAAGGCAGGCACGGAGACUACAGUGCUAGGGGUUGGCCGUGACCCCCCCCCCCCCCCACAUGUCUCUUUAAUAUUAGGGGCAUUAUUUUAUGAUACCAUCAGCUACUACCAGUUACAUGUAACUUUUUAAAAUACACAUUGUUUUGCUCAGGAUUUUUUAAAGAUCAUUUUUAAGGUUGUCAGACUUGGUAGUCUGUUUUUAAACAGUUUUACAAGUACAAAUACUUUUGUUUUAAGUACAUCUCAGGUUUAAUGCGCCUCUUGCAGCAUGAUGUUGCUGUUACAAAACUGUUUCUGUUUAAAUUGGAAAGCUUGGUAUUUUUGCCGCUUCACAAUUGUAGACGUUCUGAACAAGCAUGGUCAGUUACAGCCUACCUCAAAGCUUUCCUGUAAAACGCGCUGUGCCUGUCUUUUUUUAUAUUUUUAAAUGUAUUCAGUGCCAGCAAAUGUCGGUUAAAAUUGGCUGGGAUCUGCAUGAUCCCAAUUGGGUAUCAUCCAAACUCUUCACUUUGGAGCAUUGGGGGUUUUCUUGGGGUUUUUUUGUUUUAAUUUAAUAAUGGUUGUUUUUUAUUGUAUAAACAUGGGAAUACCUUUUCAGGCACAGGAAGUCAAACAGCUGUCAAAAAUAGAUGCCGCCUUUACUUCAUAAUGAAUGUGUUAUGUGCCUACCCCAAGAUGAGCUGUAACAUGACUCUCAUUACUCUGACUGGGCUUAAGGGGCUGUUGUCUUGGAUGAUGAUCACAGAAUAAUCAGUAAUGACUUUAUAUCUGUUGUGUGAAAUAACAUGUGUUUUUUUUUUUUGUUUUUGUUUUUAGUAAAAUAAUUGAUACAUUUAAAUUGUAGGAUUUAAGUUGAAGGGAUACUCUUUAUAUGUUUUAUAUCCGAUUCAUUAAGUAUAAUUUCUUGCCAUUUUAAUAUCCUGCGAUUUUGUGUUCCUUGCCAUACACCAUAUAGUGUUUUGUGCUUAGAUUUAACCUCUUCUAAAAGCUGAAUUUCUUAAGCAAGGUGGUUUUAGACACGUCCACUAGCAGGUGUGCAACUGUCAUUUCUGUCCCCCCUGCAACUGUGGCUAUACAGUUGCACGCCCCUAUUGGUUAUUUAAAAAAACACUGCAUCUCAGAAAUUCACUUUGUUAGAAGUGCUGUACGUUUUUGUCUGUGAUUAAAUCCCAUUAUAUGAACAGUAUUUCAUUUUAAUGUCAGUGUUACGUGAGGAUUUAAUCUCCAUGGAUGAUUUUAUUUUUUGCUCUAGAAGUGAAAAAACCUUCAUUUUAAGCUAAAAAAGACCCUGUUUUGAGAGCUGAUUUCUUGCGUGAGAAAGUUCUGAGUUUGUUUUCCCUAAGCACGGCCAUUCUGGGAUUGAUUGUGUUAGAGUUGCUAAAUGGAAAUUGAAAAGCCAAUGUAAAUGAUGGUGUGUAUUCCUGAAGGAAACCUAUUUUAAAGUCAUUUUUACUCCAAAUGGGAGUAGAUAGUGUGAACAGAAUCAGGUAGGGAACGGAAUCAACAGUAGCAUUAAACAUCUCUCAAAAGUGCCUCCUAUACUCAAGCAAAAACAAGAAGUGAUGAACAGAUUUAACAUCGGUUUGUCCUGUGAAAAUAGAUAUGUCUGGUUUAAUAGAUUCAGGAGCAAGCUGGCAAUGUUAACUAAGCUAGGCCUUCCACAAUCUACAGCAGCAUUUUUAAAAGAGGCCUUUAAAGUGUCUGCCUGCAAAGCAGAGUACAGCCACACCAUUAACUGCAAAGCUAAUGCUCUAGGAUUGUAUUGUCAGGAAGCAACCGGUCCUCUUUUGCAUUGUCCUGUUCUAUGUAUGUCAUGUUUUAACUAGGUUUCACAAUUCUGAAAACUGACCAAUAGUACUUUUAUUGAUAGCUAUGUUUAAUCAUGGGAGUAGCUUUCAAGGUCUUUUCAUAUGCAUUUUUAGCUAUUGUAAAAAAAAAGUUAAAAACACAAGCCAGUGAUAACUCUUGCAUGCAAACCACACAGAAAUAAGUCUCAGGUGAAAUCUCACUUUCAAAUCAUUUCCCCUUCAAUGUGGUAUAUAAGGAUGUAUAACUUUCUGGUAAAGCACAAUGACGACCCAAAGCAGUCUGAUAAAUAUAAAUACCCAUUCAGCAAUAGCAGUCUCUGCUUUGAGGAACCAAACCAAUCUGUAAAGUCAACGAGAUAUUACUAAUUCCGCCUCCUUUUUUUUUUUUUUCAAUUUGUUUAAUAUAUAAAACAGAAAUUAGUUGCAUAUCCCAUUUUUUUAAAGUCUGCUUUUAAUUUCACCCAUCAAAAGGAACUGCUAAGUACUAGUCUGGUCUGGUGCUUUAAUACAAAUGUAUCAGACUUGCUUGUUUGCUAGUAAUUUGCAAAUGGCUACAAAAUUAGAUAACAUACAAAUUGAGUUUCAUAAUACAGGAGCAAUAUGCAAUACUGAUGUCCCUUAAAACCAGGUGAAUUAAUUCUACCAAAUGCCUGUAUCUGAAGUACUGUAUUUAUUGUGUACUGUAUAAGCAUUUCUAAACAAUGUGUUAAUCCUGGAUUUUUUUGUGUGUAAUUUAUCACUGAGGAUUGCAUUUGCAUCUUCGAUGACUAACUGCAUUGAUGAUGUGAAUUUGACUGGACCCUUCUUUUGGUGAACAAUCACUGACUUCUUAAAAAAUGUUUGUAAAUCAUGUGAACGUAAAACCGGUGCUAUCAUUGUUUUAAACCAACAGAAAAAAAGUCAGCAAAUAUUAUGCCAACAUGUGCCCUAGACUAGAGUUGUUUGUAGGCCUUGUGAAAAGUGAUGUCUUUGUACUGUUAAGAUUUCACAAUAAUACCUCAUGACAGAUUUAGAAGGGGUUUUAGGGUAUUUUGUACUUUUGUUGGUGCUACUUUUGUAAUUCUAGUUUUAGACUUUUUUUUUACCUCCCUUAUAUGUGUACUCUGUUAGUAAAAGGGUUGCUGACGAUAUCAGUGAAUUAAUAACAAUUAUGAUCAGUAUCUCAAGUUUAUAACUCCGUGUUAGAAACAUACCAUUUGUGUUACCUGUUAUUCUAUGUUCUGUAUGUGUAACCAUAGAAAAUAAAGUGAAUGUGGUUCA
Molecule: messenger RNA, 8732 nt
Organism: Acipenser ruthenus (sterlet)
Lineage: Eukaryota; Metazoa; Chordata; Actinopteri; Acipenseriformes; Acipenseridae
Product: DNA (cytosine-5)-methyltransferase 3A-like
Exons: 26
Coding region: 806-5590 (1594 amino acids)
Biological process (GO): negative regulation of transcription by RNA polymerase II
Cellular component (GO): nucleus
Molecular function (GO): protein binding; DNA binding; DNA (cytosine-5-)-methyltransferase activity, acting on CpG substrates
Source: RefSeq, a predicted model, not a curated record